GUUCUUGGUCGGCUGAAGGGAGGAACAGAAGGCGGGGGGGGCUUUGCCCAGCACUCCCUGACCUUGGAAGGAUCGGAAGGGGAACAGCUGCUCCCUCUGUGAGUGUCAUUAGUAGCAGAGGAAGAGAGGGGCACGGAGCUGCUGUAUGCUGAGUCAGACCAUCUGUCCAUCUAGCUCGGUAUUGUCUGCACUGACUGGCAGCUGCUCUCCAGGGUUCGAGACUGGCUUCUCCCCCAGCGCUACCCACAGAUGCCACCCUUGGGGACUGAACCGGGGACUUCCUGCGUGCAAAGCGUGUGCUCUGCCGUUGGGCUACUGUGGCCACCAGGUGCUGGAUCAGUGCCUGGAGUCAUCGAUGGGCUGGAUGAGGACCAAGAAACGGAAGCUGAAGAGACAAAAGUGCCGUUGGGUCAUACGAGAACCCGAGCCUACACCGCACUCUGCACACCUUGGACAAGAACAUCCAGUAUCUCACCUGGCAAAUGCAACGCAUCAGUGGCACGAUCUCACGGAGUCCAUCAAACACUUCCGUGGCGUCCAUCACCUCCGUUUACAGCUGGGGACAUUCAUCUGGAGAUGCUGCUCACUAUAGCAUGUUGGGAUCGUCUCCCUCCCCCGUGCCUGUCACCCUAGAAGAAGAAGAAGAAGAAGCUCAUCUCACCAGGUCCUCCCGGCUGGGGUUCCGUCAGGCCCGACAGAGGUCCCACUCCGACCCCAAGGCCAACAUCAACCUGCAUCAGACGCAGCUGCAGGGCCGGUGGGGAGGCCCUCCGCCCCGGUCCAACUCCACGACCAGGCUGAUCCCCAGCGCUCCUUCCUUGUGCUCAGCUGUCAAACCCUUAGGCAUGCCUGCCCACUCUCUGAGACGAGACAGCAGAAUCGGCUUUCUGGACUACAAGGUCCAGGAGCUGCUCGACUGGCACGUGCACAGGAAACAUCGGCAAAAGGAAGUGGUGCCAUCGCCCCGGGCCCCCAGCCCCAAAGGCAGGGCACGGGCGGGCAGCGCCACCAUCCCGAAAGGGGGGAUACUGCAGUGGGUGAGCCAGCAGCUCUCCAUCUGCCCAAGGCCAGGUAGCCACACACCCCCUCCAGCCCUUCCGCAGAGGUGUCAAACCCCACCCAAGGCCUCUCACGUACGAAGCCCCGGCCCCUGCCCCAGGACCCCCGGGCCUCCCCCCGAAGACUUCCUGGCUCCCCCCAACCUGUUCUGCAAGUCUGGAAGCUGCAGCAGUCUGCGGGGACAGGCAGAGGGCAAGAUGGGCAGCGGUGCUGCCAAGGAGGGCCUGGGGGGCAUCUUCAGUCUGCUUGGGCAAAGCAAGAGCCCCCCCCUGCCUAAGGACCCCGGGAGACCCAGGACCCGCAAAGGGAAGGAGAGGGAUAGCAGGGCCAGGAGAUCACCGAGCACCCCCAAGGAGGCCAGAGCUGGCAGCCCCAAGGACAAGCCGACGGAGAUCGAGGUCAGCGCAAUGGUGGACAGGAAGGUGUGCUGGGGCGACGCCUUGCCUGACGCCACAGAGGCCCACAUCGCCUUUGAGCAGUGGAGCACAGUGCUGCCGCCGUUGCUGGACCCCUCUUUCAUGUGCCAGAACCAGCUGGAGCUGCCCUGCAUGACGGCAGCCCGAGUGGAGCUGCACCACGAGAACAACAGGCGUGCUGUGCUCCCCCCCAAGCCCCAGUGCCUGGCCCACAGCAUCGUGGAGUCGCUAGACACAGACCAGGCUACGCGGGACCUGCACCUGUGCCUGGCCAAGACGCUGGAGAAGGGGCGCGGCCGGCUGAGCGUGGAGUACCCCGUGUGCCUGCUCUGUGGCCGCUGCACCCCCUACUGCCCCCAUCCGCGCCCGCGUCACAGCCCGUCCCUCCUGGUCUACCCGCGGCUGAGCGUCCGGGAAGGCGAGGUCCACAUGUGCCUGGGCUUCCUCCUGAAGAUCAAGAGGUCUGAGGCCAGCGAGUGGGGACUGCUGCAAGCGGUGGGCGCCUCCAAGCGGCCCCUGGGGAAAGAGGGGCCCCCCAGGUACGAGAGGAGCAGGAGCAGGCACAGGAAGAGUCGGGGAGCCGAAACCCAGCCUCAGUCCCCAGAGAAGGCGCCACGCUUGCCCAAGCAGCAGCCGCCCGCGCAGGGAGGGGACCCAAGGGCCAGAGGCCGGAGGAGUGUUCCUAGGCGCUCCCCACAACCAUCCAAAAGACGCCACCAGCCGCAACUGGGAAAGCCGGCCUCGUCGGCAGCAGCAGCGUGGGUCCACGCCAAGCCCCCCAAGAACCCCCCCAGCGUCCUGAAACAGCUGCUGUUAUACAUAAAGAACGCCUGGGCUAAGAUGCGAGGGAGAGCCCCCAAGGAGCAGGGCUCUACGGCUUCUCUGUGCAAGUUGGGGGGGGCCCUUGGGCCCCCUGGAACACUGGGGGUUCCUUCAGCCACUGCCUCUGAGCCCCACAACCAAGGGGGGAUUUUGCUUCACAGGCAGGGCUCUCGGCCCAUGGUUGGGAGCUACAAAGAACUCCUGCCUCCUGCCGGGCAAGCCUCUGCCUUGGGGCACUGGAGGGUGUCCCUGAAUCUGGACGAGCCCGAGGCUCCCCGGGCCCCCAAGAAAGGGGAGAGCCGCCACACAAAGGCAGCUUCUUCUGGGGCAUCAAAGAAAUUGGCGAGACAGUCUUCCCCGGCACAAACGAGGAAGGCACCCUCCAAGCAAGCAUCCCGCAGAGACAACAUGUACUGAGAGCCUCAGCGGGGAUGCCCAACCUGCUCGCCUUGGGCGGGGGCCUUCUCCUGCAGGUGUAACCCCUAUGGGUUAUAUUGCUUUGGUCCAGUGGGUGGAGAAACCUUAUGGAAGGAUUGUAUUAAGGAGUUGAGUACAAAUCUUGAGGAAGCUGAAGAGAAAAGGAGCUGUUAAUGCCAGGGAGUAAGGACUAGGCCCUUGUCACCUUGAAUUAGGGCUUUGAAGUUUGCAAUUUGGAAAAUUCCGAAUUUUCUCUACUGGACUUUCUGCAAGCAACUUCUUCAGUUAUGUCUUGCUGAAUGCAUUGGACUUUGGGAAUUAUUAUGUUAAGAUAUAUGAUAUAU
Rhineura floridana is the source of this 3058-nucleotide messenger RNA. RefSeq lists its product as uncharacterized. The record is from RefSeq and is a predicted model, not a curated record. Lineage: Eukaryota; Metazoa; Chordata; Lepidosauria; Squamata; Rhineuridae. The transcript is spliced from 4 exons. The coding region runs from base 483 to 2714 and encodes 743 amino acids.